UAAUAUUGACAUUGAUUGCUUUCUAAAAAAGAAGUAUAGUAGGUAUCAACUUAAUUAUAAUGGCAAUUUUGAGAGUUAAUUUGCUGGGGCUAGUCUUUCUUUGGAUCUCUGUGUUUAAUCUCGUGGGCAACGGUAUUAGAAGUGUGGAAGCUAAUUAUAUUCCCAUGAAUUAUAGAGAUGCAUUGGCAAAGUCUAUAUUGUUCUUUGAGGGGCAAAGGUCCGGAAGACUGCCCAACACCCAACAAAUAAGAUGGAGGUCUAACUCUGGCCUUUAUGAUGGUCGUCUUGCUCAUGUGGAUCUAAGUGGAGGGUACUAUGAUGCCGGAGACAACAUCAAAUUCAAUUUCCCCAUGGCCUUCACAACCACAAUGUUGUCAUGGGGCACCCUUGAAUACGGCAAGCGCAUGGGCCCCCAAUUACAAAGCGCCCGGGCUGCAAUCCGUUGGGCCACCGACUACCUCCUCAAGUGUGCACGGGCUACGCCCGGUAAGCUCUAUGUUGGGGUUGGAGACCCUAAUGUGGACCACAAGUGUUGGGAGAGGCCCGAAGACAUGGACACAGGCCGGUCUGUUUAUUCGGUCUCAGCCAGCAAUCCCGGCUCCGACAUUGCGGCGGAGACAGCGGCGGCAUUGGCAGCAGCCUCCAUGGUUUUCCAGAAGGUGGACCCCGCUUACUCAAGGCUGCUUUUGGCCACUGCAAAGAAGGUCAUGCAAUUUGCAAUCCAGUACAGAGGGGCCUAUAGUGACUCUCUUGGAUCCGCAGUUUGCCCUUUUUACUGCUCCUAUUCUGGAUACAAGGAUGAGCUGCUGUGGGGAGCGGCAUGGCUUUUUAGAGCAACAAACCAGGUUUAUUACUUAAAUUUCUUGAAAUCUUUGGGAGCUGGUGAUUCAACUGACAUCUUCAGUUGGGACAACAAAUAUGCCGGUGCUUAUGUUCUUUUAUCAAGGAGAUCAUUGGUGAACAAAGAUAACAACUUUGAGCAGUACAAACAAGAAGCUCAACAAUUUAUGUGCCGGAUUUUGCCCAACUCUCCCUAUUCAAGUACACAGUAUACACAAGGAGGACUCAUGUACAAGCUACCAUCCAGUAAUCUGCAAUAUGUAACGGCAAUAACAUUCUUACUUUCUACAUAUUCCAAGUACAUGUCAGCCACAAGGCAAACUUUCAACUGCGGCAACCUCCUCGUCACUCCAAUCACCUUAAGAAACCUUGCCAAGAGACAGGUGGACUACAUACUAGGGGUGAAUCCUUUGAAGAUGUCCUACAUGGUGGGGUAUGGGCAAUACUAUCCCAAGAGGGUUCACCACAGAGGAUCCUCAUUGCCCUCACUGGCAAGACAUCCACAGUCCUUUGGUUGUGAAGGCGGUUUCCAGCCAUUCUUCUACUCCGCGAGCCCGAAUCCUAAUAUCUUGACCGGAGCCAUUGUGGGAGGACCAAACCAGAACGAUGGCUACUCGGAUGAUCGUACCGAUUACAGCCACUCUGAACCCGCAACCUACAUCAAUGCUGCCAUUGUUGGACCAUUAGCAUACUUUGCCGGGAGCUCCAGAAGUUAAAUGGAAACCUCUUAAAACGAGUUAAACGCAAACUUUACUUUCGGGAGUUUACUAAUUGUAAAUAAGCUACUUAUUAUGCUUGUCCCCUAAAUAUGGGGUAUGGCCACCACACCAAAAAGUCAGAAAGUGGUGUUAUUUUGGUUAUUACAACAAUUUCGUAAUCUAAGAAUCUAGUUUGGUGACACCCACUCUUUGGUCAAUUUUGUUUACAAGACUUGA
Messenger RNA from Morus notabilis, 1775 nucleotides. Its product is annotated as endoglucanase 3. Gene Ontology annotation, biological process: carbohydrate metabolic process. NCBI's taxonomy places the organism in Eukaryota, Viridiplantae, Streptophyta, Magnoliopsida, Rosales, Moraceae. Gene Ontology annotation, molecular function: hydrolase activity, hydrolyzing O-glycosyl compounds. The coding region runs from base 60 to 1556 and encodes 498 amino acids. The record is from RefSeq and is a predicted model, not a curated record. The transcript has 6 exons.